CAUAUAUAUUGGGCCAUGUGGACACAGGCGUGGAGUUUCGUAGGAUAGACUUUGUAUUGGCUGCAGGGCUGUUGGCCUCCCUUUCUUCAUUUCUCUCUUACAGAGAACCAGCAGGAAUAUAAAGCAGCCUCCAGAUCUCUCUGGACUGCUUGUUGGUGGGAACUGAGGAACCUUUUCUCCCUGAGAGUACUGAGUCUUGCCGAGUACCUGGCCCUGUAGAUAAAAAUGAGUGAUCUGCUAGACGACGGCUCUUUCAUGUUCACGUCGGAGUCCGUAGGAGAGGGACAUCCAGACAAGAUAUGUGACCAGAUCAGUGAUGCUGUCCUGGAUGCUCACCUGAAGCAGGACCCAGAUGCCAAAGUGGCCUGCGAGACGGUGUGUAAGACUGGCAUGGUGUUGCUCUGUGGAGAGAUCACAUCACGGGCCAACGUGGACUACCAGAAGGUGGUGAGGGACACCAUCAAACACAUCGGCUACGACAACUCCGACAAAGGUUUUGACUAUAAGACAUGUAACGUGCUGGUGGCUCUGGAGCAGCAGAGUCCGGACAUUGCUCAGGGAGUCCACGUUGACAGACAGGAGGAGGACAUUGGAGCGGGAGAUCAGGGUCUGAUGUUCGGCUACGCCACAGAUGAGACAGAGGAGUGCAUGCCUCUCACCAUCGUUUUAGCCCACAAACUCAACGCAAAGAUGGCUGAACUCAGACGCGCCGGCACCAUCCCCUGGCUGCGUCCCGACUCUAAAACACAGGUGACAGUACAUUAUGACCAGAAGGACGGAGCUGUGAUCCCCAAGAGAGUUCACACCAUCGUGAUCUCUGUGCAGCAUGAUGACUGCAUCUCGCUGGAGGAACAGAAGAAGGUCCUCAAGGAGAAGGUGAUCAAUGGCGUGGUUCCUGCUAAAUAUUUGGACGACAAGACCAUCUACCACCUCCAGCCUAGUGGUCGCUUCGUCAUUGGAGGACCCCAGGGUGAUGCUGGUGUGACAGGCAGGAAGAUCAUUGUAGACACAUAUGGAGGGUGGGGAGCUCAUGGGGGCGGAGCUUUCUCUGGCAAAGACUUCUCAAAGGUGGACCGCUCCGCUGCCUAUGCUGCUCGCUGGGUGGCAAAGUCUCUGGUCAAAGCCAAACUGUGCAGGAGAGUUCUGGUUCAGGUGUCUUAUGCUAUCGGAGUGGCCCAACCUCUGUCCAUCUCCUUGUUCACCUACGGUUCCUCCCAGAGAACAGAGUCAGAGCUGCUCCACAUUGUUAACAAGAACUUUGAUCUGCGGCCAGGAGUCAUUGUCAGGGAACUGAACCUGAAGAGGCCGAUCUACCAGGUGACAGCCUCUUAUGGCCACUUUGGCCGAUCAGAGUUUACUUGGGAGAUGCCCAAAAAGCUUGUCUACUAAAUACUCCGCUUGCUUGCCCUGAUUGACUCACCUGGAGGCUGAACAAGACACCUCUUCAUGGGCUACAACUGCCUGAUAGGACAUUUUUUAACAGGAAGAACUAAAGCCAAAGUUAGACAUAAGUCAGCUUUAAACAGGCAAGAAGAUAAUUAUAUGUAGCCGACGGACAUAUAAUGGGACACUCUCCCAAUGAGAAGAGGACAUCUCAGUAACCAAUCCUUUUCUAGCCCACAAAACAUCCAAUUAUUGGUGCUUUAGAAAUAUACGUACAAUCAUUAGUCAAAAAAAAUUCUUGAUAACUUACUGUAAAGGAACACCACAGCAAAAAACUACUAGUACUACAACUAGUCUCAAGAUAAAUACUUCUACCCCACUAGAAGCAGUUUUACCUCAAAGCUGUGAAUGUUGCUUUAUGCGACCAGUAUGAUGUACAGAAACAACCUCAGUGCUUAAUUUACAGAAGUAGCUAUCGACAACGGCAAGUAUUUCAGUGACUAUCAUAUGAAUGUCAGAAGUGUAAUUAUUGCUCAACCAAAUGCUUGGCUUUAGAAGAUUUUAUCUUUUUGUCAUGUCUGUAAAAUUCCUUUUCUAAGUCUUAUUUUGUAAUGUGUGCGACAGGAAACUGCACUGUUACGAUCACCAUUGUACAAGAAGACAGGUCAUUAAAACUCUUAUCUCUUAAACAUAUGUUACAAUCAAGCAAAUGUGAAAUAGCCAUUUAGUCUUAUGUUUUCAUACUGCUCUUCUGCUCUGUCAUCCUUUGAGCCCUGUUUUGUUUUAAUAUCAAGUCGCUAUUAUUGCCACACAGCUCACCUGGUGGCUGAUUUGUAUCUUUAUGUCUUUGUUUUCCUUGUUUUUUUAUCCUGCAGGCCUGCUGCUGUGACUGAGUCUGUAAAUGUGACUCAUUGUAGCAAAUAACUAGAACUGUGACUUGAUUGUGAAUCAGAUUCUUCUCUCUUUGCAGUGGAUUACCAAGCUGCACACUGUUGAGACUAAAGCAUUUAGUGGACCACUGAUGUCUUACAAUUGCUGCAUUUUUACAAUGUUACAAGGCUAUGCUCAUCCAAAUUAAUAUCUGACAGAAUACCUUGCUGCAGAUGCAGAUCUCCUCUUGUUUUAUACAGUCUGUUCCUUCUCUAUCUUUGAGAUAUUUAGCAGAAGUUUGCUAUAUCUAAAAACAUCUGUUACCUAGUUACAUUGCAGCUCUAUAUUGCAGGCAGAGAUCCUUCUCCAUGGAUUUUGAGGAAAAAAGGGAGUGUUUAUUAAAAUUUCUCAUGGGGCAUUUAGAAAAAUGUAAUUAAGUCAGCUUUCACCAUUGCUUAAUCACGCUUAAAAGUAUUUAAUCUAAUACUUUCCUUCUGAAACACUUCUGAUGGGACUGAGGAAGUGUGAACAGUACUCACCUUAAAAACUUCACAUCUGUAGCGGUUUAGGACUUUGUGGUGAGCGUAACAAUCCGUGCUUUCAUCUAGAGCCGGCAUUGUUUUAGUAAGAGAGGUUUUUCCUCUAUUUAAUGUGUUGAUCUGUGUCAUCUUCUGUCAACCUUGUUGGCAGAGAAACUGGACAAUGUAAAUAAUUAAACAAUAAAGAAAAUUAAAGAUA
Molecule: messenger RNA, 2991 nt
Organism: Siniperca chuatsi (mandarin fish)
Lineage: Eukaryota; Metazoa; Chordata; Actinopteri; Centrarchiformes; Sinipercidae
Gene: mat1a
Product: methionine adenosyltransferase I, alpha
Exons: 10
Coding region: 226-1389 (387 amino acids)
Biological process (GO): S-adenosylmethionine biosynthetic process
Cellular component (GO): cytosol
Molecular function (GO): ATP binding; methionine adenosyltransferase activity
Source: RefSeq, a predicted model, not a curated record